Messenger RNA from Rotaria sp. Silwood2, 233 nucleotides. The record is from the annotation of a GenBank genome assembly. NCBI's taxonomy places the organism in Eukaryota, Metazoa, Rotifera, Eurotatoria, Philodinida, Philodinidae.
AAAUCGGAGACAACGGAGCACAACAUCUCGCUGAUGCAUUACGACACAACACCACACUCACCACACUAGAUCUCUACGACAAUCAAAUCGGAGACAACGGAGGACAACAUCUCGCUGAUGCAUUACGACACAAUACCACACUCACCACACUUAUUUUCUACAAGAAUCGAAUCGGAAUGGAGCGGAAAGCUCGUUUGGACGAAUUGAUACAACGAAACAUAGGAGGAAAAUAA